AUGUAGAAUCAUUAAGAAUAUUUAUAAAUCUAAGAAAACUACAUAAAUUUAACUCCAUAAAGAUAAAAGAAAGAACCUAUAAACUUAUAAAACGGAAUAGUUUAUGAAGGUUAAUGGUUAGGAAAUAAAAAAGACGGUUUUGGAAUAUAAACAUGGCUUGAUGGUGCAAAAUAUGAAGGCGAAUGGAAAAAUAAUAGAGCAUGUGGAAAAGGAACAUUUUAUCAUGCCAACGGCGAUAUUUUUGAAGGAAAUUGGCAAGACGAUAAGGCAUAAGGAUAUGGUACAUUUACACGUGUAAAUGGUUCUAAAUAUUCUGGAUACUGGAGUAAUGAUAUGUAGAACGGAUAUGGUGUAGAAUAAUGGUAAGACGGUAGUAAAUAUUAAGGUUAUUAUAAAGAUAGUAAAAAAAAUGGUUAAGGCACCUAUAUUUGGGCAGAUGGAAGUUCUUAUGAUGGAUCUUGGGUCGAGAAUUAAUUAGAUGGAUAUGGAAUAUAUAAAUGGAAUGAUGGAAGAAGAUAUGAAGGAUUCUGGAAAAAUAAUUAUAUACAUGGAAAAGGAAAAUAUACUUGGUAAGAUGGAAGGUAUUAUGAAGGGGAUUAUUUUGAAGAUAAAAAAUAAGGAUUUGGAAUUUAUAGAUGGGCAGAUGGAAAAAUUUAUGAAGGGGAAUGGUUUGAUGGAAAAUAGCAUGGAAAAGGUAAAUAUAUUUACACUUUUGGAGAGAUUAAAAAUGGAAUAUUUUAAAAUGGCAAAAUGGUUUAAUGCGACGAUGAAAAUAAUAACUUAAGAAAUACUAAUUGUAAUGUUAGUGAAAAAAAUAAUAAUAAUAGUAAUUAUGGUUAUAUAAAUUGA
Messenger RNA from Ichthyophthirius multifiliis, 849 nucleotides. RefSeq lists its product as hypothetical. The record is from RefSeq and is a predicted model, not a curated record. Lineage: Eukaryota; Ciliophora; Oligohymenophorea; Hymenostomatida. The transcript has 5 exons.